AUGGACCGGCCAGAUCGCUCUGACCGGCCAGGGCUUCCUCUCGGCGCUGGCACACAAUCAACCGGUCGCGGACUGCCCGAAAACCCAGCACAGAACCGCCGCUUGCCCGGUUCCAGCGGCAGCAACAUCCCGAUCCCCCCCCUACCAGCCAAUAUUGCCGCCGCCGCUGGUGGCAAUGUCAACCUUGCGAGCAUCCCGAUACCACCACCGCCGCCGCCACCACCGCCGCCACCACCGCCAAUGCCGUCCGCACGCGGUGCUGGCUCGCUGACUGCAUCCGCACCGAUCGCCGCGAGCCAGGUCAUCGCGCUGGCACGCGAGGCGAUGAAGGACGCAUUGCGGCAUACCGAUCAGCAGGCGGGUGACAGCGCCGACAUCAACAAUGAGCUCAAGCCGGGUCUCACCAUCGACUUAAGCCGCAAGAAUAUACAGCGGCUGCCUGACGAGGUCGUCGACAUCAUCAUGAACAAGCUGGAACGGCUUGCGUUGUCUCACAACAAACUGACGGGUUUCCCUGCACGGUUCGCCGAGUGCUCUUCGCUGCGGUAUCUCAAUGUUCGCAAUAACGACAUUCGAGAGUUCCCACUACCUCUGUGCGACCUCCGAUCCCUCGAAAUUCUCGAUUUGGGCCGCAAUAAGCUCCGCGUCCUACCGCCCGAAAUUAUCAAAUUGACCUCGCUCAAGGUCUUUGCUGUCCAGAAAAAUCGCAUUGAGGAACUGCCCCUGUGCCUAGCCGACAUGGCGUCGCUGCAGAUGCUCAAGCUCGACGGUAACCCCAUUCGCUUCCCGCCCCCCGAAGUGUUUCAAGUCCAGGCCAGCAGCCCGCCCAAUGAAGGCUAUCUCAAGGAGAGUGAGGUCACCGAGGUCACCGUUACCUCCCACGUGAAGAAGUUCUUGAAGCAGGCCAUGCUCAAUGGGCGUUCCGAAGCUGCGGCUACAGCUGUCUCCUAUGUCACUAGCACCGCCCAGGCCAAUGGACCAGCCUCCGGUCCUUCGUCCAGUGGAGGAUCUGGCAACGGCACCACGCCCAGCGGUGGCUCAUAUUCUAUGGGCGGUUUGUCUGAUACGCCGACGGACGACUCGUCCGACCCGCUUGACCCGCCCCGCCUUCUCCCAGCCAAGCGUGUCACAAGUGGACGGUUCCCAAUCAAGGUCAAUGGUGCCGAAGUUGGCGACCUUCGCUCACCCAACAUGGCCCGACCGCCGCCCAUCCCGACACGCUCGCAUUACCGGGGACUGUCUCAGCAGAACACGGCUGUUCGACGCCCUGGUGUCAUGCCGUUAACGAUCGGAAGCGUAAAUGAGCGUGUUCGCAGCAACAGCGAAACGACCUUGCUUCCGGCACCUCGUGGCGAUCGGUCUGGUAGCGAGCGUCCGGGUGAACGGUCCCGGCGGAUGGGCAUCGUAUCAAAGAAGGCCCAAGAGCUUGGCACACUCGACGAGACGGAAGCCAACAACCGCUUUAGUCACUACCGCGGUCUUAGCCAUGGAUCUGCCAUGACAGGCAACCCUGUAAGUACCGCGGCUGCCAUUUCUGACACAAAGAGCCCGGCAAGCCCCAUGUCAGAAAUUGCCAUGCAACGUCCGAUCUAUGUCCGCCGUCUCUCAAUUCUUCCGGAGCGGCGCCGGGAGUCCAAGUUCUGUGAUCCUGUUGUCGAGGCUGCCAAAGGCGUGCUCUACUCGGUUUUCCAGAUCCACCCCAUGAUCCAGAUGCUUAUGAGUCUCGCCAACGACGGAACAACGCGUCGGUCCAGCCUCGAGAUUGUCGUGUACAACACAAACUCGCACGUGCAGCAGCUCGAGCGUGAGAUCCAGCGCUACGAGCUUGCCGUUGAUACAGGCGAGAACAAUCUGGAAAAUGAGAUUGUGCAUAGUGCAUGCGUCACGCUUUUGCACGCCUACGACCACAUCUGCUCGCUUUUGAAAGUCAAUGUGGAUUUGUUCCUCGACAAUGGUGACCCCCGAUACAUGCGUACGCUGCUGUUGCAGCUGUACCACAGCAUCAUGGAGCUUCGCGUUGCCUCGGCCGGCACCAUCACGACGCAGGGAUACCGCAAGUCGGCUUCCGGCCCGUCGUCCAGCCGUGCCUCACAAUCCGAGAAUGUGAUUUCCGUGGGAGACACGAUCAAGCCUCUCAUGCCGCCAUCGCUACCCCACUCCCGCGACACUUCGGUGAUGUCUACGCCAACUGCAGAACGCCCGGGCCUCGCCACUGUGCGCGGAGUGCGAGGCGGUAGCGUCUCACACAACCCGAGCAACUUGCGCGUGGCAACCGACGUUCCGAUGCCCGGUCUCGUACCCUUCAUCAACGGCACCGGCCGAACUGCGACCAUUACAUCUGCCACGCCCCGGUCGGGCGAGUCCUUUGCGUCGACGAGCAGCCGCGGUGCACCGACAGCUGACUUCACGGAAGAAGACCGCAUGUUCGAGAAGAUCUACCUGGCGUUGCAAAAGUCCAGCGAUGUCGCACUACGGCUACUUCCGGGCUUGAACAGCCAGUAUGCGUCUUCGCUACGGGCCGCGAUGACGCAGCGAGCCCCCGAACAGGUCACGCGCGACUGGCGUAUUCUCCUCGGCCGCUGCGCGACGGCCAUUCAGCAGACCGAGACGCUCAAGAGCCGGUUGUCGAGCAUCAAGUUGAAGGAGCCCGGCGUCCGUUGGCAGGAUGCGUUCUGGAGCCUGUGUGUGAACUUCUUUGAUGCGUGGUACAGCUUUGCCGAUAUGGUCCGCAACGACAAGACCGCCAUCCAGCUUCCCGUCGACACCCGAGCGCGUCUUCGCCCACUGCACCAGUGCAUCAAGGAUACGACACGACUCAUUCUGCGGUCGCCUUGGGCCUACACUCUGAGGCAGUCGAACAUGCUGGCCAACACGACCAGCCCCCUGAGCGGCGGCAGUAGCGUCCUCAGCGGCGGUGCCGAUGGAAAACUGGGCGUCCAGCUACCCAUGACGCCGCAAAGUGCCGCUCUCGGCCCUGCCGUGCAGGCAACUGUCCCGUCCACACCUCAGAGUGCGUCCUUUAACAAGGUCUUCUCCGGCAACCUCUUUGAACGAGCCGAUACCCUCAUUUCCUCGGGAGGCAUCUCCAUGUCGCGAACGGGCACAUUUUCAUCUACGUCCGGCUCGUCGGGGCUCAACUCCAUCAAUAGCACUCUCUCAGGCCAUCCCGACGGCAGCAUGACUCCGUCCUCCAUGCUCAGCCCUGGCCCCCUGGGACCUCUACCUUUCCGCCUUAACAACGGCAACAAAGUUGCUUUCUAA
Molecule: messenger RNA, 3261 nt
Organism: Sporothrix brasiliensis 5110
Lineage: Eukaryota; Fungi; Ascomycota; Sordariomycetes; Ophiostomatales; Ophiostomataceae
Product: cell morphogenesis protein
Exons: 3
Coding region: 1-3261 (1086 amino acids)
Molecular function (GO): protein binding
Source: RefSeq, a predicted model, not a curated record